Molecule: messenger RNA, 1161 nt
Organism: Pyricularia grisea
Lineage: Eukaryota; Fungi; Ascomycota; Sordariomycetes; Magnaporthales; Pyriculariaceae
Exons: 1
Coding region: 1-1161 (386 amino acids)
Source: RefSeq, a predicted model, not a curated record
AUGGCAACAUCACAUCAGCCAACCAUCAAAACAGCGGAUCUGUCAACCGAGAGACCUUGGCAAAUCCGAGAAACAGAGGAUAACGAUGAAGUUCACCAACCUGGGCCGGAGAUCCCCAGGAUUAGGGAGCACCUGGCAACCGAACUUGCGGCGAGUGCGAACCCUCAGGCCGAAGGAACAAAUAGCACGACUCUUCUGCACACCAUGUUCCACCUUCUUGACAGCAUCGAAAUGUGGCUGGAGGUAGCCGCUCAGCAGAAAGAACCCGGGUUCGAGGGUGGAAGACAAAGGGGCGAUCGUCGCGCCACCCUACCAGCUUCCAUGACACUUCAAGUACCCCCUGGACCCGCCAGAGGGGCCACCCGCUCCCCAUUCUCGCCCACUCGGACCGUCUUCUCGGCGGCAGCCUCAUCGAUCCAGGGAAACCGGCCUAGGCCCAGCGAGUACGAACGAUCGCUGGUGGAUCUCAGACGCAGCUUUGGCCUCGCGGCAAGUAGAUCCGAUCUCAUAGACGACGGCAUGGCGUGGAGUGGGCUUGGGAUCAACCGCCAACAUACCCCCACCCUGGCUAUCGUAAGCGAGCAUGUCGACCAGGAGCCUAGCGUAGCUCCCAAAAUGAGGCGGAGGAGAACGAUGGGAGCCUUUCCAGCAGAGCGGCCAGAGCCUCUCAAGACGAGACCACCUGCCCCGGAGCCAGCACAGGCUCAUGCUCCAGUAGUGGUCACGGUAUCAAACAGGCCACCAAAUCCGCGGCGAGCCUCUGCUCCUGUCCGAGCCAGGCCAGUGAGGAAGGAGGGCAGCGCCAGGAGCUCACCGUCCCGGUCGAAUAAUGAACACAAGUCAAAAAGACCACCGUCAGUACGCAGUGUCAGUGUGUCGAUCAGGCAAGAGUACGCAGACCUGGUUUCCCUUAUCGUGCACAACUGGCGACAGAGCCUCCUGCUCAAGCUCGAGUCGGCAAAGGAGCGCUACCGCGUCCGAGCAGAAGUCCCGCCCCCAGUGCACCCCGAAGCCGAACGUCAACGAAGGCGACUCGCGGAAAAGCCCCUACCUUCUCUGCCCUCAUCACCUCGAAGCUCUACAUCGGAGCCGAAACGUGUUCCUGAGCCGAAACGAAGAACAAAACCUAUUCGACGCCGUCCUGUAUCUGCUUACGUUUGA